GGUGAAGUAUGAGAAGUUUAUUAGAUCUUCUCCUAGUAAACACGUUUCCUAACCUCCAAAAGUGUGUACCAAAUCUACGAAAUGAGGGUGUUAGAACUUUACAGUGGUAUUGGGGGGAUGCAUUAUGCUUGUAAAGAAAGCGGCAUUCCUCACGAGGUGGUAGCUGCAGUUGAUAUCAAUACAGUUGCCAAUGAGGUUUACCGGCACAACUUUCCAUCGUCACCGUUGAUUUGUCGAAAUAUUCAAUCAUUUACUGCAUCUGAAAUCAAUAAAAUGGCGCCAGACAUGAUUUUAAUGAGCCCUCCAUGUCAACCAUUUACAAGAGUUGGCCUUCAGAAGGAUUUAUCUGAUCAACGAACAUGUUCUCUCCUUCAUUUUAUUUCCACACUCCCAGAUCUAAACUCAUCUCUUCGAUACAUCCUAGUUGAAAAUGUGAAAGGAUUUGAGUUGUCAGAAUCAAGAAACCAAUUGGUUGAAGCUCUUUGUAAAGAGAACUUUGUCGUCCAGGAGGUCCUAUUAAGUCCCACACAAUUUGGCAUUCCUAAUUCUAGACUUCGAUAUUACUUAUUGGCUAAGCGACUUCCAUUGAAGUUUUGUUUUAAAACAGAAGAUACUGUGAUGACAGAGUUUCCUGUUUCCAUUGAUAAUGGGAAAACAAGUGCAAAUAUAUUGACAAGAUUGAAUAAAAGAUACAGAGAUAUGGCUGAUGCAGACAAAGUUGUAGAAGAUGAAGACCGAGUUCCAUCUGACGGGGGUAUAAUACAUCCACCAAGCCACACUUUAAAAAGAAUAUUGGAAGAUGAAGAUCCGGAUAGUCCAACCGUUUCUUCAUUUCUUCUCCCUGAUAAAGUUUUAGGAAAGCGAUCUGUUGUACUUGACAUUGUGACUCCGCAAUCUAAGAGAUCUUGCUGCUUCACUAAAGCGUAUGGUCACUAUUCAGAUGGCACAGGCUCUGUUCUCACAACUUGGAAUAUGAGUGAUAUUCACAACAUCAGGGCCAAAAAUAGGGAGCUUGUUAUUGAAAGUGAUGAGCAAAUCCAAGAAAUGAAACAAUUAAAAUUACGUUAUUUCACUCCUAGAGAAGUUGCAAGAUUGAUGUGUUUCCCAGAGGAGCCUAUGUUUUCCUUCCCAGAUAAAAUUACAACAAAACAAAAGUAUAGAUUACUAGGAAAUAGUGUAAAUGUUCAUGUAAUAUCAUUAUUAAUUUCUAUCCUGACUGAGGGAGGAACAUGAUGUUUAAAGAUUAAAAGUAUUUUUAAAUUAAAAUUUAAUCUAAUAAAAUGAAGAAAGAAAAAAAAAAAAACAAGCUUAAAAUAAGGAAAGCAGUGAGU
Frankliniella occidentalis (western flower thrips) is the source of this 1331-nucleotide messenger RNA. RefSeq names its product tRNA (cytosine(38)-C(5))-methyltransferase (gene Mt2). Lineage: Eukaryota; Metazoa; Arthropoda; Insecta; Thysanoptera; Thripidae. The coding region runs from base 82 to 1233 and encodes 383 amino acids. Gene Ontology annotation, molecular function: methyltransferase activity. The record is from RefSeq and is a predicted model, not a curated record. The transcript has 4 exons.